AUUUUUGUGAUGAGUUUUUUUUUUUUUUUGGUUUACUUCGGAUUUUAUCAUAUUUUUCUGUGCAAAUACUGUAACUUAGCUUGAAACCUGUUCUAAUAGAAUGUUUUUAUCCAGGGCUGUUGUGAAAAUGAGAAGAGCGAAGACAAAAGUGAUUUUCUUCUUCUUUCCAAUCUUAAUAUGUUGCAUAGGCUGAUUAGUUACUUUGCUUGUCAGGUGUAAUGACAGAGAAAAUGAUCCAUCUCAUGUAAAGCAGAUGUAAGUUUCUGAACCUCACUUUUAAGAUCCAAAGGACGAAAGCUGAAGACAAAGAGGAUGCAUGCAGGCGUCUAUUAGGGAGACCAAUUACUUGCUGGAGAACAGGUUUCCAUUUAUAUUCAGUUGCUGAGAUUAUUUUAAUCGCUUUCAAAUCAUCCUCUGUUCUAAUAUCAAAUUCUUAAAUAAACCUAUACAAUUCAUGCUUGCCUUUGAUUGUUCGAAUAUGAAUGAAAAUUGAUUUGUUGUGGAAUUGAAAAAAAAAAAAAUUACUCUUUAUGUUUACCGAUACUAUUUGAAGUAGAAAUUGUCUUAGCUUAAAAUAUGUUUUUGGUCCUUGUACUUUAAACCUCAUUUCAUUUUACUCCCGUCACUUUCAAAUGUUUUAGUUUAGUCCUUAUAUUUUCAAUCAAUCUUAAAAUUAGUCUUUUAAAGUAGUUUUUUUUAAUUAAAAUUUGUUAGAUAACCAUAAUUUGUAUGUAAAAUAGUAUGAACAUAUUUGUUGAGAAAGUAAAGAUCUUGCCAUGGAAACUUUGGCAGUGCAAUGUGGGAAUCAAGUGUUUGGUGGUGGGGUGGACCUUGGCUAAUACCUUCUUUCCUAUAUAUGUAUAUGUAUUUAUGCAUAUGUAUGUGUAUGUAUGUAUAUAUAUGUAUGUAUAUGUAAGAUUCCAUAUUUUCUUGAAUCUGUUUUGGAUAAGAACUUUUUUUGCAUUUGAAUGGCGAGUGUUUGUUAGAUUUUGCAAGUAUUUGUUUGAACACAAUUUUGAAGAUCAAGACGAUGUAUUUAUUGAAAAAAAAAUUGAUUAACUUUUAGCUAAGGAAUAAAUUUUGAUAUCAAUGAAGAUGCCAAAGUUUCGAUGCUUGAAUUUGUGAGUGAGAUUUGAAUUACUUACUUUUAAAAUUUUAAUGAGUGUCUUAUCCAUUGAACUAUAUUUGAAUUGACUCGUGUUUCUAUAAUUAACAGUAGAGAAAAGGAUGAUUAUUUUUAUUAGUACGAGACCUUUUAAGUAAAGUAAAGAAGACUUAUGCUUCAAAUAGUUAAUAUCAUGCAACGGCUAUUUAUUUAUGAUCUUAGAAACAUUGUGAUACGUCUCACACAAAAGAACAUAAAGAAAUAACUUUUAGAUCUUUUCCACAGACCCUUUAUAUGAAUUUGACCAUGUCCCUACAAAAAAAGCUUUGUAUGAGAAAUUGUGAGGAAAUAUAUAUUAUUUCAGAAAAAGAUUUUGUCUGAAUACCUUUGAAACUGUACCAAAAAGGUAUCAAAAUUGGGACAUUGUUUUGUGGGUGUGAUCAAGUUUGUCUAGGAAUUCCCACUGUCACUUUAUUUUAUUCCUUCCCUUUAUUUCUUUUUUGGUCUUCAUGUUUACAUAUAAUAAUAUUACAAACUUCCCAUCUCCCAAUGCCCAAUGGAGUCUGUUCAUAUCUUUGAGAAUGCCCAUAACUUAUCAUGCAUUCAUAAAUUCAUAAAUUGAUUUGAAGUAUUUUCGUGAGCAUAGGAUACACUGAUAUGUUAGGAAUAGAAUUGAUGUAUUGUUGGUUCAAUUUGAACAUAUCUCAAUUAUUAAAAAGGUUGCAGGUUCGAAUUCUUUCUUAUUAAGAAGCGGAGAUUGAUUUUAGGGAGCCUCUCUUUAAGACAAUGCUUAAGAUGUUAUGCUUUUCGUACAGGUUGGAACUUAGGAACGAGGAAUUUCGCUACUUUAGUAAGUUAGGGCUUUAGAUAAGCUAAUCUCUGUGCUACUCUCAUUCUCCCUCUGUCUUCCAAGAGACUGUUCUUCACAUCCUGAAUACACUUUCCUUGGCUGACCCCAUUUUCAAGAUUCCUCCACUGUCUCUGUCUGUCUCUGUCUACAGAUUUGGUGAAGCCAAGGAGUUAAGUUCAGUGGGUCUCUUUCUGCUUACCAUCUCCUUCUUCCUUCUGAUGGAAAUGAUUUUGUUAUAGAACCCAGAAAGAUGAUGCAAGAUCUGUUGCAGAACAGGAAUCCAUUGAACUUCUUCGAUGCCACUAACAAGGCUCUGUUUUGGAGCUUCACUUUCUUUUUCCCUCUCCUUCAUUUUCCCUCUUUUGCUCUCAACAGCGAUGGCGCCCUCUUGUUGUCUCUCAAACGCUCCAUUCUCGGCGAUCCCUUGUCCGUUUUCGCUAAUUGGAAUGUUUAUGAUGCCACACCCUGUUCCUGGCGUGGAGUCACCUGCACCGACCUCCGUGGCUAUGGCGGUGGAUGGCCGGAUUUCCUCAGAGUCACUGCCGUCUCACUCCCUGCCAGCCAGCUUCUGGGUUCCAUUCCUGAUGAGCUGGGAAGGAUCGAACACCUUCGUCUUCUUGAUCUUUCCGGUAAUUUCUUUAAUGGGUCUCUCCCGGUUUCCAUUUUCAAUGCUUCGGAGCUUCAGAUUCUUUCUCUUUCGAACAAUGUAAUCUCCGGGGAGUUGCCCGCGGAUAUUGGGGGUUUGAGGAGUCUUCAGGUUUUGAAUCUGUCUGAUAAUGCGUUUGCUGGGAAAGUGCCGGGGAAUCUCACUGCUCUGAAGAAUCUCACCGUUGUUUCUCUGAGGAGUAAUUAUUUCGCCGGAGAGAUUCCUGGGAAUUUCAGCUGGGUUGAGGUUUUGGAUUUGUCUUCUAAUUUGCUCAAUGGGUCUUUGCCGGCGGAUUUUGGUGGGGAGAAACUACGGUCUUUGAACUUCUCUUACAAUAAAAUUUCAGGUCCCGUUCCACCGGAGUUCGCGAAGUGGAUUCCGGCGAAUGCGACGAUGGAUCUCUCUUUCAACAAUCUCACCGGAGCGAUUCCUCAGUCGGCUGCUCUGCUCAGCCAGAAAACAGAGGCGUUCGCCGGAAAUGAAGAUCUCUGUGGGAAGCCAUUGAAGCACCUCUGUUCGAUUCAUUCCUCACUAACAAUUCCCCCAAAUGUUUCUGAAAUUUCAUCUUCUUCUCCGGCAAUCGCCGCCAUACCAAAAACAAUCGGCUCUAUUCCAGCAACAAAGUCCCCCGGAGGUCCAAACGGGACGCAAACUAAUCAGCCGCAAAACACCAUGAAACCUAUCACAAUAGCCGCAAUCGCGGUCGGAGACCUUGCCGGAAUCACUAUUCUGGCCAUCGGGAUUCUCUACGUCUACCAUCACCGGAAACAAACAAGUCCCAAUUCUAAAACCUCUAAAUCCUCCGAGAAGAAGCCGCCGAUUGGCUCAGAACAAGACCACCAUAACACCCAAAAAAUACCCUCAUCGGUGUUGUUCUGUUUGGCCAACAAAGGAGAAGAUACAUCGGAGGCGACAAGUUCAUCCGACGGCGAAGAACAGAGUGAGAAAUCCGGAGCAAACCGCGGCGGAGUGAACAGAGACAGUAAGAAAAACGGCGUACUGGUGACGUUGGACGGAGAAACAGAGAUGGAAUUGGAGACAUUGUUGAAGGCGUCAGCAUAUAUACUUGGAGCAAGCGGCGGAAGCAUCGUGUACAAGGCGGUGCUGGAGGACGGUACGGCGUUCGCUGUCAGAAGGAUCGGCGACGUCAAUUUUGAGAGAUUGAGGGAUUUCGAGGCGCAAAUGAGAGCCAUUGCUAAGCUCCGACAUCAAAAUUUGGUGAAAAUUCGCGGGUUCUUUUGGGGAGAAGAUGAAAAGCUCAUAAUCUAUGAUUACGUCUCCAAUGGCUGCCUUGCAACCUCCAUUCACAAAAAACAGAGUUCAUCGUCUUCUUCCCAGAUCCAUCUAUCAUUUGAAGUCCGACUGAAAAUCGCCAGAGGAAUCGCCAGAGGAAUGGCUUUCAUCCACGACAAGAAGCACGUCCAUGGCAACCUGAAGCCUUCCAACAUCCUGUUAAACGCCGACAUGGAGCCCUUAAUCACCGAUCUCGGCCUCAACAAGCUCCUCUCCCGCAGUUCCAAGAUCGCCUUCGCCUCCACUUCAUCCCGGAACUUCGGCAGCCACAGAUCCACGCCGAAUCGCGAUCACCAUGACGGCGGUGGUGGAGGAAGCCCCGCAGUGAGCGUGGGAUCGGCGUACCAGGCGCCGGAAUCGCUGAAGAAUCUGAAACCGAGCCCUAAAUGGGACGUGUACUCGUUCGGGUUGAUUCUGGUGGAGCUUCUGAGCGGGAAAAUUGCGAGGGAGGGCGGCGUUGAAGACGAGGGGCGGAUGAAGAAGAUGGUGGAUCCGACGAUUAGAGGGGAAUUGGAAGGGAAAGAGGAGGCGGUAAUGGAGAUUUUUAGAUUAGGGUUUAGGUGUGCUUGUCUUGUGCCUCAAAAGAGACCCACCAUGAGAGAGGCUGUCCAAGUUCUGGAAAAAAUUUGUUCUUCCCAGAGCUAAUUGAUUUGAUCAUGGAGUUUCUUCAGAUCUUUUUCUCUUCAA
Messenger RNA from Cucurbita pepo subsp. pepo (vegetable marrow), 4581 nucleotides. NCBI's taxonomy places the organism in Eukaryota, Viridiplantae, Streptophyta, Magnoliopsida, Cucurbitales, Cucurbitaceae. The record is from RefSeq and is a predicted model, not a curated record.